Orbilia oligospora ATCC 24927 is the source of this 1572-nucleotide messenger RNA. RefSeq lists its product as uncharacterized. Gene Ontology annotation, biological process: carbohydrate transport; transmembrane transport. Gene Ontology annotation, cellular component: membrane. Bases 1 to 1572 code for a protein of 523 amino acids. The transcript is spliced from 7 exons. Lineage: Eukaryota; Fungi; Ascomycota; Orbiliomycetes; Orbiliales; Orbiliaceae. The record is from RefSeq and is a predicted model, not a curated record. Gene Ontology annotation, molecular function: carbohydrate:proton symporter activity.
AUGGCGAUGCCAUCGAUUGAGGAAGACGAGAUGGAGGAUAAGGUUCCCUUGAUGUCUGGACAUCCUACACCGGUCAGGAGUGAUAUCAAGGAAGCAGCAUUUGAAAAUCAUCCGGAUCCUUGGGGGAAAGGGUAUAAGGAGCUGUAUUGCAUUUGUUUGCUGUUAUAUUUGAAUUCGACAAUGUCUGGUUUCGAUGGCAGUUUGCUAGGAAAUAUCAAUGCUUUACCGGAGUUUCAUCAGUUCUUUGGGUUGGAUAAGCCUGGGAUGGAGACUGGGUUGAUGUUUUCUUCGGUUCAGAUGGGUGGUAUGAUCGGAGCACUCUUCCUUUGGCUCGCCGAUUGGAAAGGACGGAUCUUUUGCAUCAAGAUUGGUAGUAUCGGUGUCAUACUAUCUGUCUUUCUACAGGCGAAUGCCACUGACGUUCACUCAUUCAUCAUCGGUCGUUUCGCUCUCGGGUUUUUCUCUACAAUUGCAUGCAAGGGUUCGACUAUGUUUCUCAUCGAAAUUGCCCCUCCGAAAUACCGUGGUACCAUUGCUGGAAUGUAUAACACUUUAUACUACUUCGGUUCUCUCCUUGCUACAACAGCGGUUGUUAUAUCUCAAAGAGAUCACCCGGAUACAAAUCUCGCUUGGCAGCUUCCGAUAUGGUAUCAGAUGAUUUGUCCGAUCCUCGUUACCAUUGGCAUCAUGUUCGUUCCCGAAUCACCAAGAUGGUUGAUGGCCAAUAAUCGAAUCGACGAGGCUCGAGAAAUCAUUAUCCGAUUCCAUGCUAAUGGCGAUCCUACACAUCCGAUUGUUGACUUGGAAGUUUCUGAAAUGGUGGAAGACCUUAAAUCUUCUGGUGGAUUGAUGACUGCGGCUAGUUAUUUUGAUAUUAGCACGUUGUUUAGAACGAAGGGGAGAAGGUACAGAGUUUUUGUACUGGUCUGCAUGAGCUGGUUUGGGCAGUUUUCGGGAAACAACAUCAUGUCGUACUACCUUCCUCAGAUGGUUACGGACGUUGGAAUCACCUCCACGCACACCAAACUCAUUCUCAACGGCAUAUACGCUAUUGUUGGAUGGAUCGCAGCUGCAAGUGGUGCUCGUCUUCAUGACGUCUUCGGCCGUCGUAAGAUGUUGUUCGGAUGUACUUGCGGACUCGUCGUUUGUCUCACAGUCAUAACGGCUGCAGCCGGGGUAUACUCCCACACCGAGAGCAAGAUCAUGUCUGGCACGUUGGUGGUUUGGAUAUACCUCUUCGGCAUUGUUUUCGCGCUAGGAUAUACGAGCAUGCAACCGAUUUACCCAGCUGAGGUCAUGACGAACGACAUGAGGGCAAAAGGGAUGGCAUUGUCAUCUUUUACGUCCGGAACCGCUGGAUUUGUCAAUACCGCUAUCGCUCCAGUCGCCAUGGCGACAUACGGAUAUUGGUUCUAUGGGUUUUUUGUCGUAUGGGAUAUUCUGGAAGCGACAGUCAUCUAUAAGUACUUCGUAGAGACCAAGGGACGGACGCUGGAGGAGUUGGAUGAUGUGUUCGAAAGCCCGAAUCCGGCGCUUGCCAGUAUUACGAGGCGGAAGACCAGAGGUGCGUGA